This is a messenger RNA of Nyctereutes procyonoides (raccoon dog), 3011 nucleotides long. It is a transcript of the gene TVP23C, whose product is annotated as trans-golgi network vesicle protein 23 homolog C. Gene Ontology annotation, biological process: vesicle-mediated transport; protein secretion. Gene Ontology annotation, cellular component: Golgi membrane. Lineage: Eukaryota; Metazoa; Chordata; Mammalia; Carnivora; Canidae. The record is from RefSeq and is a predicted model, not a curated record. The coding region runs from base 107 to 724 and encodes 205 amino acids. The transcript has 7 exons.
GGAACGGGCUGCGCUCGUACUUUGUCCCGCCCCUCCCGUGGCGACCGCGUCGCGUCAGCUGCGGGGCUGACGUGGCUCCCGGAAGUGGGGCUGGCGCAGGGCCGUCAUGUUGCAGCAGGACAGUAAUGACGACACCGAGGAUGUUUCCCUGUUUGAUGCGGAAGAGGAGACGAGUAACAGACCAAAAAAAUCCAAGAUCAGACAUCCAGUGGCAUCAUUUUUCCAUUUAUUCUUUCGAGUCAGUGCAAUUGUAGUCUAUCUUCUCUGUGAAUUGUUCAGCAGCAGCUUUAUUGCCUGUAUGGUGACAAUUAUCUUGUUGUUGUCAUGUGACUUUUGGGCAGUCAAGAAUGUCACCGGUAGACUCAUGGUUGGUCUGCGUUGGUGGAAUCAUAUAGAUGAAGAUGGAAAAAGCCAUUGGGUGUUUGAGUCCAGGAAGGCAUCUGCUCAAGAGAGUAAAACAGUUUCUGAGGCCGAAUCAAGAAUCUUUUGGUUAGGACUUAUUGCCUGUCCUGUGCUGUGGGUGAUAUUUGCCUUUAGCGCGCUUUUCUCCUUCCGAGUGAAGUGGUUGGCGGUGGUUAUCAUGGGUGUGGUGCUACAAGGUGCCAACCUGUAUGGCUAUAUCAGGUGCAAGGUGGGCAGCAGGAAGAAUUUAACCAACAUGGCUACAUCUUAUCUUGGAAAGCAGUUUUUAAGACAAAAUGCUGGAGAAGACCAGACUUCCUGAGGAGAGUGCGAGCAAGCUCCUGUGUUCUGUUACACUGGGAGCAACUGAAGAGAUUCUUGACUCUGAACCUUUUGGAACUCAGUACAUGUUGCAAAGAGGAGCAUUGGGUUUGUUUUUUCCAGUUUAAAAUUUACUUUAAAAAAUGGAAAGGUGGUUUUCACAUCAACUGUUCGUUUUCUUUCUAGCAUUUCGGGUUUGAAAAUAUGGUGUUGCCAGGAACAUUGUCAAAACUGGUUUACGACUUACAUAUGUAUGCACAUAGUCCUCGUAAUCUGUAUAUCCCGGAUUACUGAAAGUGUGUUCAUGGACAUUUGUAAGGGAGACCUUUGUAAUCGGAUCCAGUAGGAUGUAGGAGGAUGUUCUCGGUCUGUCUCAGAACUCUAGAUGUGUACAUAUUAUUUCUGUAGAUUGUUGCCAGAAGAACAUUUUGCUUCCAUGGUAAGAGUGAGCACUUUGGCUUAUGUGUAAGUUAGAGGUAAUGGUUAAUUUUACAACAUAAUAUAUACUUUGUGAUGAAACUUCUCAUCUUAGGCGCUCACAGGCAGGUACAAACCAAAUUUGGGCCAGUGGUUAACUAGUUUGUAAAUUUUAUUUUUAUUUGUAAUAACUCAUGUACUUAAGGCCCAAUUAAUAUAAAUGGAAUUUUCAUGGUUUAUGUUUAGGGGAUACCUUAGAGAUUGCUGCUGUUCUAUUUAUUUUUUGGAAGGGAGAGCCAGAUUUUACUUUGGAACUUCCUGGAAGCUCUUCAGUGGUCUUUGGCCUAAUGAAUUCUAUCUUUUAUCACUAAAAGAGUAUUAUUCUUAUGUCAUAGUGAGAAUAAUCAUCUAAAUACUUGGCAUAAUAAAUGCCUAAGAAACAUUUUAUGGAUCUAUUUUUUCUUGCUUAUAAUGGGGAUAUUGUAAAUCAUGCAUUUGUAUUAAUGGUAUUUCUUAAAGCAAUAUAUGUAACAAUCUACAAGUGGUUGUAGGAGUCUACAAAUUCUGUUCUUGGUUCUGUAAACUUUGUUGGAGUCUUUUAACCAACAGAUUAUUUUGUGGAAUGUAUUUAUACAUUGUUAAAAAAUCUAAAAAGAUGUUUAAUUGAAUAAGUGUCUUUAUUGGAGUGAUAGCUUUGAAGGUUCAUAACUUUAUAUUUGUAUAAAACUGCUGUUUACAAAACACUUUAACACGUGUAAUCUUUCAUCCUCACGACAAACCACUUACAUGUGAUACCUUUUUACAGCUGAUGAGAUGGGACUUUAGGUUGAUCGAGUGCCUUGUCUAAGGAAACACAGAUUACCCACCAGGAUAUGUUUUUGUUUUUAGAGGAAUUAUUUGUCACUAAAUGUCUUUUGCUUUCUCAAGACUCAUUAAUUUAAGUGCUUAUUUGCCAUUUUGCUUAUACCUAUCUGGUGUGGAAAGUUGAUAAUCUUGUAAAGACAUGUGUUUGAUCAGAAAGCUCUGAACUAAAUCCUUAGAGCUGAGAGUCUGACAGGGGCCACACUGGUAUGGUUCCUGAGGUAGCUGUGUCGUUAUUUGAAACUGUAAUCUUAAGCCAAAUAUGAAUUGAAUUUUGGAAUAUGUGGCAGACUUAUUUCCCAGAGUCCAUUUUUCCAUCCUCCAGGGAGGACAUUUAUCAGCAGGGACAUGGCAAUAGAGAGCUUUCUUCAGAUUGCCUUGCUGUAGCUUAAUGUGGCCACAUGAGCAUGUUCUGGCCAAUGGAUGUACCUGCAGAAAGUAUUCUGAAAAAGAGGGGUCUAGGGGCACCUGGCUGGUUCAGUCAGUGAAGUGUCCACUCUUGACUCUUGAUUUCACCUCAGGUCAUGACCUCAGAGUCAUGAGAUCGAGCCCUGCCUCUGGCUCUGCACUCAGCGAGAGUUCGUUUGAGUUUCUUUCCCUCUGCUCCUCCACGUCAGAUAGCUAGCUAGAUUAAAAAAAAAAAAAAAAAAUCUUGAAAAAAUACCAGACAAUGGUAUUGUCUGCUAGGUGAGAUGUAGACAUAAUAGAUGGAGCUUGAGCAGUCAUCUUGGACUGUGGGGUGGAAGCCUCUUUUUAUGAAUAACAGAAAUAAGGUAGGGAUUGUCUGAGCCCUCCCUGACCGGAAUAGCAGCCCUGAGCUGCAGCGUCGGAAGUUUUAGGUGAGGAACAAACUUCUUGCUUGUUGAAGUGUUAACUGUUUUAGCUUUUCUGUUGCUAUAGCCUAAUGGAAUUCUUAUUAAUACAGUAUAUUUUUAGCAUCCCCUAGGAUUGUUUCUCUAAGUAUAGCAUUUGAGAUGUAAUGAUUCAGUAAACAUGUAUUUUGUUCUUUC